Messenger RNA from Myotis lucifugus (little brown bat), 2465 nucleotides. It is a transcript of the gene ASIC3, whose product is annotated as acid sensing ion channel subunit 3. The transcript has 13 exons. Gene Ontology annotation, cellular component: membrane. The coding region runs from base 767 to 2359 and encodes 530 amino acids. Gene Ontology annotation, biological process: sodium ion transmembrane transport. Lineage: Eukaryota; Metazoa; Chordata; Mammalia; Chiroptera; Vespertilionidae. The record is from RefSeq and is a predicted model, not a curated record.
UGAACCCAGUGGCCUCAAAUGCUCUGUGGAGAGAGAUGAAGUAGAAACAGAUUUCAGUGAGUUAACGGAGAUAAAAACCUGCUUUCUCUCAGGCCCCCAGUGCAGCAUCUGUUUCCCCAUUCCCCAUCCACCGGGCUGGCUCCUGGGGCCCUCAGCUUGGGUCCCCAAGACACCCUGAUCCAUCAGGCCAGCAGGCAGUGGCGUCACAGGCCAUGCUCUGCUCUCUGGAGGUGCCUGCUCCAGCUGCUGGGAGAUGCCCCACUGCCCCACAGGCUCUGGAUCCUCUGACACUUGUUCAGUCAGAUGUGCCAGCUCCGUGGCCCAGGGCCCUCCCGCCAGCUCACAAAAAAGCAGGCACACUCCCGUGUUACUGCUGGGAGCACAAAAUGGUGUGACUCCUACACCAGGAAUUUUGUGGCAUCAAAUGACCCAUGAAGUUGCCUCUUGACCCAGCACUUCUGUUUCUGGGAGUUAGUGUUGCUGAGCACACUGUAAUGGAAGACUGGAAACCCCCGGGAUUCAUCAGGGACGCGGUGACAUCAACAAGGGUGUGUCCACAUAAUGGAAGGCUCUGGCUCAGCAGAGCAGCAGACCAGCCCUGCUCGCCACGCAGGCUGCACCCUACCUGCUCAGCGGCGGAGCCCCCAGCCCAGCCCCGGCCCGUGGAGCCACAGCCUGUUCCCGGACAAGGCCAGCUGGACCCUUCAGGUCACUGCAUCCAACCCAGCCAGGCCAGUGCCUCCCCACCUCCCUUUCAGCGGGGGCCAUGAAGCCCCCCUCAGGGCCGGAGGAGGCCCGGCGGCAGGCCUCGGACAUCAGUGUGUUCGCCAGCAGCUGCACGCUACAUGGGCUGAGCCAUGUCUUUGGUCAAGGAAGCCUGACCCCGCGCCGGGGGCUGUGGGCCGUGGCCAUGCUCCUGUCGAUGGCUGCCUUCCUCUACCAGGUGGCAGAGAGGGUGCGCUACUAUGGGGAGUUUCAUCACGAGACGGCCCUGGACGAGCGCGAAAGCCACCAGCUCACCUUCCCGGCCAUCACCCUGUGCAACAUCAACCCGCUGCGCCGCUCACGUCUCACGCCCAAUGACCUGCACUGGGCCGGGCCCUCGCUGCUAGGCCUGGAGCCCUCUGAGCACGCCGCCUUCCUGCGCGCGCUGGGCCAGCCCCCCACACCACCUGGCUUCAUGCCCAGCCCCACCUUCGACAUGGCCCGACUCUACACCCGGGCUGGGCACACGCUGGAGGACAUGCUGCUGGACUGUCGCUACCGCGGCCGACCCUGCGGGCCCGAGAACUUCACUGCGAUCUUUACCAGGAUGGGUCAGUGCUACACCUUCAACUCCGGUGCGGAUGGGGCAGAGCUUCUCACCACCCCCAAGGGCGGAGCGGGCAAUGGGCUGGAGAUCAUGCUGGAUGUGCAGCAGGACGAGUACCUGCCCGUGUGGAAGGACAUGGAGGAGACCCCCUUUGAGGUGGGCAUCCGAGUGCAGAUCCACACCCAGGAGGAGCCACCUAGCAUCGACCAGCUGGGCUUUGGGGCAGCCCCUGGCUACCAGGUUUUUGUGUCUUGCCAGCAGCAGCAACUGAGCUUCCUGCCACCACCCUGGGGCGACUGCAGCUCCGCAUCCCUAGACCCCGACUUUGAGCCAGAACCCGCUGGUCCCCUGGGUCCCCCCAGCCCCAGCCCAGGCCCCAGCCCUCCCUAUAGUCUAAUGGGGUGUCGCCUGGCCUGCGAAACCCGCUAUGUGGCUCGGAAGUGCGGCUGCCGAAUGAUGCACAUGCCUGGUAGCGCACCGGUGUGCAGCCCGCAGCAGUACAAGGACUGCGCCAACCCGACGCUGGACGCCAUGCUGCGGAAGGACUCGUGCGUGUGCCCCAACCCGUGCGCCAUCACGCGUUACGCCAAGGAGCUCUCUAUGGUGCGGAUGCCCAGCCGCGCUGCUGCCCGCUACCUGGCCCGGAAAUACAACCGCAGCGAGGCCUACAUCGCGGAGAACGUACUGGUGCUGGACAUCUUCUUUGAGGCCCUCAACUACGAGACAGUGGAGCAGAAGAAGGCCUAUGAGGUGUCAGAGCUGCUAGGCGACAUUGGGGGCCAGAUGGGGCUGUUCAUCGGGGCCAGCCUGCUCACCAUCCUCGAGAUCCUGGACUACCUCUGCGAGGUGUUCCUAGACAGGGUCCUGGGAUACUUCUGGAACCGGAAGCGCUCCCAAAGGCCCUCCAGCACCCAUCUGGGCUUGGGCAGCCAUGGAAAUCAAGUGCCCAAUCUCAGUUUAGGCUCCAGGCCUUCCACCCCUCCCUGUGCCGUCACCAGGACUCUUUCCGCCUCCCACCGCACCUGCUACCUCGUCACACGGCUCUAGACCUGUGUCUGCGUCUUCAGGGCCGAGCCUCAACAUCCUGGACACGCUCUGCCUGCACGCUCUGCUCUUUAUUUGUCACCUUCAUCCCAAAUAAAGUUCUAGUGCA